UUGGAAAAAAUAAUUACUCUUAUAUUAAUUGAGCAACAGCUCCCCACUCUCCGACCCAUCCCUCCUUAUCUCUUCCAUCUCUGACAAACUGGAACCAGACUACUUACCUACAAUGCCAUCUAUCAAUGACCAAAAACAUUAGCACCAUUUUACAACAUUUUGAAAAAUAAAAUAAAUAAACAAAAGACGGGAAGAGAAGAGACUCUAAUAGUAAUAAGCAACGGCAGUAAUUAAGAUACAUAAACCCUAGCUAAUCUCCCCACUAAUCAUACAUUACAACACCCGUAUCUAUAUAUAGUUAACACAAGAGAAUUAAACAAACCAUCUCCUCGAUAAUCAGUAGAUCAUAAUGAUGAUUAGAGCACUUAAUCCUCAUCAUUUAGGAGAAGAAGAAAAAAAAACUAUUAUUUAUCAUUACUAUUGUUGUUAUGAGGUCUCCUUACCGAGAGUGUGCUUGUUAUUGUGCAUCCAAACCUUGAGAACUUUCCGCCGGACUCCCGUCUCCGCGCAGAAUCGCUCCACCGCUCCUUCGUCCUGCUUCUGGAUCCGCCACCCAAUCCUCUCCGAGAAUCUCCUCAUCAUCUCCUUCUGCUCCGCCGUGAACUUCGUCCUGAACCUCUUCUUACCGCUACUAUUAUUAUUCGCCCCCCCUCCUCCGCCGCUGCUGCUCGGAUUCGACACGUCCUCGUCUUCCCUGCUCCAGCGGCCGAUGCGGAGGCGGUGCGGUCCGGUGGAGGUGAGGCGGCGGUGGGCCGGUGCCGCGGUAGUUGUACGGCGAGAAUUGGGGAGGCGGCGGCGGAUGUUGCUGGUGCGGUUGCGGAAUCAUCGCUUCCCCAGCUCCAUCGGCUGUUUCCUU
This is a messenger RNA of Linum tenue, 856 nucleotides long. The record is from the annotation of a GenBank genome assembly. NCBI's taxonomy places the organism in Eukaryota, Viridiplantae, Streptophyta, Magnoliopsida, Malpighiales, Linaceae.